Molecule: messenger RNA, 537 nt
Organism: Helianthus annuus (common sunflower)
Lineage: Eukaryota; Viridiplantae; Streptophyta; Magnoliopsida; Asterales; Asteraceae
Exons: 2
Coding region: 1-537 (178 amino acids)
Source: RefSeq, a predicted model, not a curated record
AUGGGUCAAUCAUCCUCUAACUUUACAAUAGCACCAAACUCAACUAUUGUUCAUGCUACUUUAUCCUUUAGAUCACUAAACCAAUCGGGUUUUCAAUACUCAACUCUUCCCUUUGGGCAAUCUUCGGGUAUUCAAGGGGAUGGAUAUGAUGACGGUUAUGAAGAGGAUUUUAGAGGGUAUGAAGAGGAAGGCUUUUCUUAUGGGGGUGAUGGAGGAUAUUUGGGACCUCAAGGAGGAGCGGGUCAACAAAGUCAACCGAUUCAACAGUUUCAAGACAUGGGUAGAUUACCGGUUGGGGUGCAACACAUUAGACCUCAAGGGCCACAAUUGCAACGCCCUACACCGCUACAUCAAGUGCGCCCUCAAAUUACACAACCACAAUUUCAAAGACCGAUUCAACAACAACCGCCAAUGCAUCAAUAUCAAUAUCAACCACCGUUUGCACCUCAAGGGCCUAUGCAAGGGCAAAUGGGUCAACCAAGAGCACCAUUGGGUGCUCCUCAAAGACAUCAUCGUGAAGCCCCUCUUUCGGGUUAA